Trichogramma pretiosum is the source of this 887-nucleotide messenger RNA. RefSeq names its product 60S ribosomal protein L7-like. Bases 89 to 850 code for a protein of 253 amino acids. NCBI's taxonomy places the organism in Eukaryota, Metazoa, Arthropoda, Insecta, Hymenoptera, Trichogrammatidae. Gene Ontology annotation, cellular component: cytosolic large ribosomal subunit. The record is from RefSeq and is a predicted model, not a curated record. Gene Ontology annotation, biological process: maturation of LSU-rRNA from tricistronic rRNA transcript (SSU-rRNA, 5.8S rRNA, LSU-rRNA). Gene Ontology annotation, molecular function: structural constituent of ribosome; RNA binding. The transcript is spliced from 5 exons.
AACGCGUUGCGCGCCUUACGAUAACUGUGCCGUGUUCUGUGCGUGUGUUCUAACCAUACGACUUUCGAGUUCUUUACGCUGCUGCAAUAUGACGGCCACCGACGUAAAAGAAGUCAAGCCUGAGGGCAAGGUAUUGCCUGCAGUACCAGAAUCGGUGCUGAAAAGAAGAAAGCGCCGUGAUGUUGCCAAGGCAGCACGUCUUCAGACCUCUAUCAAGAAUAAGACAAGAUAUCAUGAAAAGAGGCAGGAGAUCUUCAAGAGGGCCGAACAAUACUCAAAAGAGUACAGAAUUAAGGAGCGAGAGGAGAUCAGGAAUAUUCGUAUGGCCAAGAAGUUCGGCAACUACUAUAUUCCAAGCGAAGCUAGGUUGGCUUUCGUCAUCAGGAUUCGUGGUGUGAAUCAGAUUGCACCUAAGCCACGUAAGAUCCUCAAGCUUUUCCGUUUGAAGCAAAUUAACAAUGGCGUGUUCAUUAAAUUGAACAAAGCUACCACCAAUAUGCUCAGAAUCAUUGAGCCAUACGUUACAUGGGGCUAUCCUAAUCUCAAGAGCGUGAAAGAGCUUGUUUACAAGCGUGGAUUUGCUAAGAUCAACAAGCAAAGAAUCCCAAUCACCAGCAAUGGUAUUAUUGCCAAAGGUCUGAGCAAUAAAAACAUCAUUUGCACUGAAGAUUUAAUUCAUGAAAUCUUCACUGUUGGUGACAAGUUCAAGUACGCCAGCAACUUCUUGUGGCCAUUCAAGCUCAACACCCCUACUGGUGGAUGGCGCAAGAAGACCAACAACUAUGUCGAAGGAGGUGACUUCGGCAAUCGUGAAGAAAAGAUCAACGAGUUGUUGAGGCGAAUGGUGUAGAAUUUUAAAAAUAAAUAGUAUAUUUUUUAAAGUGCCA